Molecule: messenger RNA, 13496 nt
Organism: Sphaeramia orbicularis (orbiculate cardinalfish)
Lineage: Eukaryota; Metazoa; Chordata; Actinopteri; Kurtiformes; Apogonidae
Gene: dync2h1
Product: dynein cytoplasmic 2 heavy chain 1
Exons: 96
Coding region: 141-13055 (4304 amino acids)
Biological process (GO): microtubule-based movement
Cellular component (GO): axonemal dynein complex
Molecular function (GO): minus-end-directed microtubule motor activity; dynein intermediate chain binding; dynein light intermediate chain binding
Source: RefSeq, a predicted model, not a curated record
UCCCGGAGCACGUACGGACUCAAGCAACAUAUUGCUCUGUCUUCACUCCAUGGAUUAAUUUACCAAGUCUUUCAAGAAAUUAAACUAUUUAGCGACAAAACGGUAUAUUUUAUUGUCAGUUCAUUAACGCUUACUAAAAGAUGCCUCACGGUGCAGAUGAUGUACGCAAGAAAUUUAUCCUGACAACAACUGGAAACUUCUAUGGAUUAAAGCCUUCGUCCUCCCUGGCUGACAAUCCAGAGCUCAACAACUUCUUGGAUGAUGGAAAUGAAUUUGUCCUCUCUGUCAGCAAACAUGAAAAUGAACUUCAUUUGUCAAAUAAGAUUGAAGCUUCAAGGAACAGCAGAGAGAAAGUGUUGGUGUUCUUUAAGUUGCAUCCCACAGUGAUCACAGAAGAAAACCUCCAUCAGAGCCUCCUUGUGUCUUCUAUGCUUGAGUCUCCCAUCAACACCCUAUACCAGGCUGUCAAACAGGUCUUUGCCCCUGUCCUGCUAAAGGAUGAACACUGGCGGUCAGCAUUCGACCCUAAGCUAGCAGGCCUGCUGAGUGAACUUGAGCUUGGCCUUGGGUCAGUGGUCCGCCAUUCUGGAGCUCAACCCUCUGCCAAAAAGUUUCACGUGGAGGAAGAUGUCCUGGGUAUCCUAACUCCCAAUGAUGAAUUCCAGUACUGGGCAGAACUCUUGGAGUCUGCUGAAAAGAACAGUGUGAGAGAACGGGCUGCACAUUUCACAGAGCAGUUUAAACCUAUACAAAAGGAGUACAGUGGUCUGGACGGUCUGUCUAUGGCAGAGGUUGUAGAUUUGGUGGAACAGAGCAGAGACACUCUGGAUGACAUCUGGCGACAGACUGAUUAUGAACCUUACCCAGAGACACGCAUGGUUCGACUCAUGGAUGUUAUUGGAGGAGCCCUGGGAAGAUACGUCCAGAGGAAACUGAGUGGUCUUAAAAUCUUAGAGGAGCCAUUUGCAUCAGUGAGAGAGAACCUGAGAACAGGCAUUUCUAUCUGUGAGCAGUGGGUGGUAGCCUGUGAGCAUCUGACUGGACAGGUGUGGAAGCGACAUGCUCCUCACCCUUGGAAGGGAAACAAACAGUGUCCAGAAGCCCUGCAUUGCCUUGCAAAGAGACUGGAUGAAGUAGUGACACUGCGUAUGGUCCACGAGAAGCUGCUGCGUCUGCUACCAGGAGGAAAGCAGCAGGCUCUGACUUCAGAUGUUGUGUUUGAACCUUUUUCUGGACUCAACCCUUUGCAUUACAACCCCUACACAGAGCCUCUUUGGAGAGCAGCAGUGGCUCAGUUUGAGCGACUAAUUGCACCAUCAGAGCAGGAGGUGGCAGGAAGACUAAAGAGCUACAUUGCAGAUGUGCAGGACAACCCACAACAGCUGUUACAUGUGUUCCAAAAGCACAAGGAGUUGAUCAAGCGCCCUACUAUCAGCAAAGAGCUACAGUCAGAGAGAGAGACCCUACUAGCCAGACUACUGGACUACAACAAGGGCUUGAAGACUGACUUCGAAAGUCGUUGCCAUGGAGGCCCUGGAGACAAGUCUGGUCCCCUGAUUGGAAGAAAUCUACCCGAGGUGGUCAACAAGAUUGUCUGGGUCAGACAGCUUAUACACAAGCUGGAGGACUCUGUACGCAUAGCUGAGGCUCUUCUUUCUGACCUGUCUGGGUUCAAAGGGUUUCUGCAUUUUUGUGAUGAUCUGCUGGAGGUUCUGAGAGCAUAUGAACAGGAACAGUUUGAGGACUGGUCAAGAGAUAUUUUGUCUGGACUGGCUGACCCAAAGUCAGGAAUCAGUCUCCAGGCCAGCAGCCGUGUGAUGGACCUGGACCAUGUGGAUGGAAGACUAAAAAUCCAGUACUCUGAUAGACUGGUCAGUCUGCUCAGGGAGGUCAGACAACUCUCUGCUUUGGGCUUCCCUAUUCCAGCCAAAAUACAACAGGCUGCUAAUACUGCAGAUAAGUUCUACAGACAAGCCAUCAUCCUAAAACAGGUGGCCCAUUUCUACAACACUAUUGACCAACAGAUGAUUCCCUCUCAAAGGCCUAUGAUGCUUGGUCUUGCCUUGGCUUUUGAACAGGUCAUCAAGAAUCCUCGUUCUCAGGCAAAGGAAUCAGGUGGUAAACUGCAGAUUACGUGGGACAAUCCAAAAGAGUUGGAGGUUUACAUUGCUAAACUGCAGUCUGCGGCUGAGAAACUCUCCACUGAGAACAGAAAGUUACGCAAAUGGCACACUGACUUCACAGACAAGGUGUUGACACUAAUGAAUGUGGAUCUGCUGAGACAUCAGCAGCGGUGGAAGGAUGGCCUUCAGGAGCUCCGUACUGGUUUUGCCACUCUGGAGGCUCAGGGAUUCAGAUCUGAUGACAUGCGGGCCUGGCGUCAGCACUGGAAUCACCAGCUGUAUAAGGCUCUUGAACAUCAGUAUCAGACUGGACUGGAGGCACUGAACAAGAACCUGCCUGAGAUACAGAUCGACCUUACCUUCAAGCAGGGUCGUUUGCAGUUUCGUCCUCCGUUUGAAGAAGUGCGGGCACGCUACUUCAGAGAGAUGAAGCGGUUCAUAUCAAUCCCCAACCAGUUCAAAGGGGUCAGUGCCCAGGGGGAGGAGCUAAUCUUCAGCAUCAUGAUUGACAGGAAUGCCACUGGGUUCCUUACCAUCUUCAGUAAGGCAGAGGACCUCUUUAGCCGCCUGCAGGCUGUACAACACAAGUUUAAGGAGUGGGUGGUGCUGGGCCAGGUGGAUUUAGAGAAUUUAGUGGAAAAGCAUCUGAACUUAGUGCAGGACUGGGAGCGGAACUUCAAGGCCCUGAAAGCCCGGGGAAAGGAGUCAGAACGUCUCCCCAGUCAGGAGAAAGUAGACUGUAUCACCGUCAACUGUGAGCCUGUAAAAGCUGUCAUCGAUGACCUUAUCCAAAGGCUCUUUGAUAUGUUACUUAUGUCGCUCAGGAAGUCAAUACAAGGUCAUACACAGACCAUAGACAGUUUUGUGUCUGAGUCAACAGAGGCCUUGUCCACUCGACCAGAGAGCAUGGAGGAGAUUGGUGCAAUACGUGGCAAAUAUACCCAAAUAUUAGCCCGCAAGCCAGAAAUCCUGUUUGAGUUUCAAAGUGCGGAAGAGAAGAAUCGUUUGCUGCGAGCGGUGGCUGGUGCUGGCCUGGACUCUCUGUCAUCUCUGAGAGCCAAAUGGGACAAACUAGAGCUUGUCAUGGAGAGCCACCAGCUCAUGAUCAAAGAACAGGUGGAGGUGAUGCGAAGUAAUACAGCAGGUCACGUGGAGGCUUACAGGGCAGAUCUGGAACGGUUUAAGGCCCGUUGGGACCAGCUCAAACCCAAAGAUGAUAUUCUUGAGAGUGGUGAUCAUGCUGCUCUACUUGCAUGCCUUCAGACCAUCAAAGACAAACAGCAAGAGUUUCAAGAGUUGGAGGUUGUGCAUAAUAAAUUGCUUGAAGACUGUGCCUACUUUGACCUAGAGGUUCCAGAUUUGUCAUUGGCAGAAAACAUAAAAACAGACAUGGAUGAGUACAGCCAGAUGUGGGGUUUGUAUGAGGAGUGGCAGCAGGGUUUCACAGAGAAAGCCCAGGAGGACUGGAUCACAUUCAGGAGUAAAACUUAUGUUUUUGAAGAGUUUCUGUUUACAUGGCAUGAUAGACUGAGGAAGCUAGAGCAACCUACUGCCAUGUCUGUUAAACUGCAAGCAGAGGUGGACAAAUAUAAGAGCAUGAUCCCAGUAUUGAAGUACGUACGUGGGGAUCACCUGUCCCAGGACCAUUGGUUGGACAUGUUCCGUUUGUUGGGUCUUCCAAGGGGGACCACGUUGGAGAGACUCACAUUCAGUGACCUUCUUGGUGUUGCAAAUACCAUCAUAGAUAAGGCCAUGGAGCUCAAGGAUCUGAACAGCCGUGCCCAGGCAGAGGUGACAAUCAGAGAAGCACUGAGGGAGCUGGAUUUGUGGGGAGCUGCAGCGACCUUCAACCUCACUGAAUACACAGACAGCAGCGGUCGCUCCCUCGCCCUAAUCAAGGACUGGAAAGACAUAGUCAAUCAGGUGGGAGAUAACCGCUGUCUGCUGCAGUCUCUGAAAGACUCGCCAUACUACCGCAGCUUCCAGGACAAGGUCAGUCUGUGGGAAGUCCGUCUAUCAGACUUGGAUGAGUAUCUACUCAAUCUGAAUGCUAUCCAGAGACGAUGGGUUUAUUUGGAACCAAUUUUUGGACGGGGGGCAUUGCCACGAGAAGAGGCGCGCUUUAAAAGGGUUGAUGAGGAUUUCAGGUCUAUAAUGUCAGACAUUCAAAGGGACAAUAGAGUGGUGUCCUUGAGCUCCAGAGUUGGCAUCAGAAACUCCCUCAUCACCAUACUGGACCAGCUACAACGCUGCCAAAAAUCACUCAAUGAGUUCCUGGAGGAGAAGCGCUCUGCCUUCCCACGGUUCUAUUUCAUUGGAGACGAUGACCUUUUAGAGAUUCUCGGUCAGGCAACAAACCCCACUGUCAUCCAGUCACACCUCAAGAAACUCUUUGCAGGCAUUCACAGUGUUGUGUUUGAUGAGCAGUGCCAGCACAUUGUUGCCAUGUGUUCUCUGGAGGGAGAGAUAGUGCCCCUCCGAAACCUCAUACGCAUUUCCAGUCUUGUGGAGGUGUGGUUGAGUGAGCUGUCGUCAGAAAUGAAGGAGACUCUGAAGCAUCUGCUGUAUGAAUGUGUAUCAGCAGGGAAGAAAGGAGAGGUGGACCCCUCACGCUAUCCAUCACAGAUUCUGUGUUUGGCUGAGCAAAUCCAGUUCACUGAAGAUGUGGAAAGAGCUAUGAAAGGGCAGAGUUUGCAGCAGCUGGAUUUGGAACUCAAUGCCAAAUUAGAACAUUAUACUACGGUUGACACCAGUUCUGAAGACCAUGCUAAUACAGAGUCCAGUGUCCUGCAGCUGAAGCUAAAGGCCUUGAUCCUGGACAUAAUUCAUAACAUCAGUGUUGUGAAGCAGCUCAACCAGGAAGGUGUUACCAGUCCAGAUGUGUGGGCCUGGAAGAAGCAGCUUCGUUUUUACAUGGGACCAGACAAAUGUUGCCACAUACAUAUGGUGGAUGCACAGUUCAGUUAUACGUAUGAAUACCAGGGGAAUGCAGCUAAGCUGGUGCACACUCCACUAACAGAUAAGUGCUACCUGACUCUGACCCAGGCCAUGAAAAUGGGGCUUGGAGGAAACCCCUAUGGGCCAGCAGGCACAGGCAAGACUGAGUCAGUCAAAGCCUUGGGCGGUCUAUUUGGACGCCAAGUGCUGGUGUUCAACUGUGAUGAGGGUAUUGAUGUGAAGUCAAUGGGCCGGAUCUUUGUGGGCUUGGUGAAGUGUGGCGCAUGGGGUUGCUUUGAUGAGUUUAACCGCUUAGAAGAAGCAGUGCUAUCUGCAGUUUCUAUGCAGAUUCAGGCCAUUCAAGAUUCCCUCAAACAUCACAAGCACACAUGUGAACUGCUUGGGAAGGAGGUGGACUUGGACCCAAACUCUGGUGUGUUCAUCACACUAAACCCAGCGGGAAAAGGCUAUGGAGGCAGACAGAAGCUUCCAGACAAUCUAAAGCAGCUGUUCAGGCCUGUGGCGAUGAGCAGGCCAGACAAUGAGCUCAUUGCUGAAGUUAUUCUCUACUCUGAAGGCUUCAAAAAUGGAGAAAUGCUAGGACGAAAACUGGUUGCAAUCUUUAACCUGGCCAGGGAACUGUUGACUCCUCAGCAGCACUAUGACUGGGGUUUGCGUGCUCUGAAGACAGUGCUGAAGGCCUGUGGCACCCUCCUGCAACAACACAGGAGGAGCCAUGAAAAAGACAAGAUUGAGGAGAGCAGCCUGGUGGUGCAAGCAUUAAGACUUAACACCAUGUCCAAGCUGACAUUUGCUGAUAGUUCCCGGUUUGAUGCUCUGGUCAGAGAUGUCUUCUCUGGAGUUAAUUUCACCGAUGUAGAAGACCAAACGCUUAUGCAAGCACUGGAGCAAGUGUACAAGGAAGCACGACUUGAAGUGAUACCGAGCCAGCUAAAGAAAGCAUUGGAGCUGAAUGAACAGCUAAGGCAGCGCAUGGGAGUUGUGAUAGUGGGCCCAAGUGGAGCAGGAAAGUCUACGCUCUGGAGGAUGCUUCGGGCUGCUCUUAAUAAGACAGGCAAAGUGGUUAAGGAAUACACAAUGAAUCCUAAGGCAAUGCCCAGACAACAACUACUAGGACAUAUAGAUAUGGACACCAGAGAAUGGGCUGAUGGCGUCCUUACUCACAGUGCCAGGCAGGUCGUCAGAGAACCACAGGAGGUGAGCUCCUGGAUCGUGUGUGAUGGUGACAUCGACCCAGAGUGGAUUGAGAGUCUAAAUUCUGUCCUUGAUGAUAAUCGAUUGUUAACCAUGCCCAGUGGAGAACGCAUCCAGUUUGGACCCAACGUUAACUUCCUUUUCGAGACUCAUGACCUAAGCUGUGCAUCACCAGCUACCAUAUCUCGCAUGGGCAUGAUCUUUCUUAGUGAUGAAGACAUUGAUGUGGGAGCCUUGGUAAAGUCAUGGUUGUCUAGUCAGCCAGAAGAGUGCCACAGCAGCCUAGAAAACUGGCUGGGUGACUACUUCCAGAGAGGUCUUGACUGGGUUCUCAAACAGAAUGACUUUGUGGUGGAAACUAGUCUCGUGGGUACAGUGUUCAAUGGGCUGUCACACCUCAGUGGUGUGACAGAGAGAGGUCAAUUCAUCAUCUGCCUUCUUAGAGGUCUGGGUGGAAAUCUGCACCUCAAAACAAGACAAGAAUUUGCCAAGGAGCUCCUGAGCUGGGCUCGAGAAAAUCCACCUGACAUCAGAAAACCACUAGAUACCUACUAUGACCCGGGCAGUGGACAUCUAGUUGCCUAUACAUUCCAGCGUCCUGAGGGUCUCACCUUGGAACAGCUGUCUAAUACGCAGAGGCUGCCUGUUAUUGAGACACCAGAUAUGCAGAGAGGCCUACACUGCUUCUCCCCAUGGCUCACCACUCAGCACAGGCAGCCCUUCAUGGUGGUUGGGCCAGAGGGCUGCGGGAAAGGCAUGCUCCUGCGCUAUGCCUUCUCCCGGUUGAGAUCCACCCAGGUGGCUGUUGUUCACUGCAGUGCCCAGACUUCAUCACGCCAUGUCCUACAAAAGCUCACUCAGACCUGCCUGUUGCUGAGCUCUAAUACUGGCCGAGUCUUCAGGCCAAAGGACUGUGAAAACCUGGUUCUCUACCUAAAAGACAUCAACCUGCCCAAACCUGACAAAUGGGGAACUAGCAAUCUCAUUGCUUUCCUGCAACAGGUCUUAACAUAUCAUGGAUUCUAUGACGAAAAUCUGGAGUGGGUGAGCCUUGAAAACAUCCAGGUUGUGGCUUCCAUGUCAACAGGGGGUGCUGUAGGAAGCCAUUCACUCACCUCCCGCUUCUCUUCGAUAGUGCGCAUCUGCACAAUAGACUAUCCAGACAGGGAGCAGCUGCAGACUAUCUACUCAGCAUACCUGCACCCUGUUCUCCAGCACAGCCUGGGCAGCCAGGCAGCGUGGGCCAGCUCAGGGAGAACACACCAGCUGGCUGGAUCUUUUGUUCAGCUCUAUGAACAGGUAAAAGCCAAGUUUACAGUUGAUGACCACAGCCACUACCUGUUUACCCCCUGCAUCCUCACAGAGUGGGCUCUCAGCCUGCUACGAUAUGACUUGACUGCAGCUCAAUCUAAUGUGACAGACAGCGUGCUGGAGGUGGUAGCGUAUGAGGCCAGAAGACUGUUCAGAGACCGACUGGUUUCCUCCAAAGACCUUCACACCUUUGAUAACAUUCUGUCCUCCAUCAUACGGGGAGACUGGGGCUCUGACGCACUUGACAACAUGACCGAUGGUUUCUAUGUGACAUGGGGAGCCUCUGAGGGGGCUGUGACAGCUCCAGGCCAGUCUCUGCCUCCCCAUGGUAAACAACUGGGACGCCUGGAUUCUGCUGAUCUAAAACAAGUUAUACAAAAGGGAGUAGUGCUGUACAGUCGAGAUAACAGGGAGCUGGAUCUUCUCCUGUUCUGGGAGGUGUGUGACUUUGUGUCCAGAGUGGAUCGGGUCCUGAGCAGACCGGGUGGUUCUCUGCUUCUGGCAGGUCGGAAUGGAGUGGGUCGGCACACAGCCACAUGCCUGGUGUCACACAUGCAUGGGAAGACAUUGUUUACGCCCAAGAUCUCCCGUGGUUAUUCUCUGAAGCAUUUCAACAAUGAUCUGAAGACAGUGAUGCAGCUUGCUGGUCUGGAAGGCCAACAAGUGGUUCUGCUACUGGAAGACUAUCAGUUUGUCCACCCAGCAUUCCUAGAGAUGGUCAACAGCCUGCUGUCUUCAGGUGAAGUUCCAGGUUUAUACACCCCAGAAGAACUGGAGCCCCUCCUGUCCUCCCUCAAAGAUGCUGCCUCCCAGGACGGAUUCACCGGACCUCUCUAUAACUACUUCUCCCACAGAAUCCAGCAGAACCUCCACACUGUUCUUAUUAUGGACUGCUCCAACACCAACUUCACCAUCAACUGUGAGAGUAACCCAGCUUUUUACCGCAAGUGUUCUGUCCAGUGGAUGGAAGGAUGGUCUGAAAACAGCAUGAAGAAGAUUCCUGAGCUGUUGCUAGCAAAGACAGAUGGAGCAGGAGACAGAAAUGAUGGAGAAAAAGCCACAAAGGGAAAAAUUUCAGGAGGAUCUAGUCAGGGAGACCUCUGCCGUUUGUUCCUGAGCGUUCAUGAGUCAUGUAGAGAACACGGUGCAACACCCAGCCAGUACAUGGCCUUUCUGCAUGUUUAUACUGCAUUAUAUAACCGGAAGAAGAGUCAGCUAACAACACGACAGCAGCACCUGCAGGCGGGUGUGUCCAAGUUGAAUGAAGCCAAGGCACUGGUUGAUGAGUUGAAGAGGCGAGCGGCAGAGCAGAGUGCACUGCUGAAGACUAAACAACAGGAGGCAGAUUCUGCCCUGCAGGAAAUCACUACCUCUAUGCAGAAUGCCAGUGACCAGAAGACAGAAAUGGAAAAAAUAAAAGGGAAGAUGGCUCAAGAAGUGUCCAAGAUUGAAGAAAGAAAGGCCAAAAUAGACGAUGAGCUGAAAGAAGUACAGCCUUUGGUAGAUGAAGCAAAACGUGCAGUGGGGAACAUCAAGCCUGAAGCUCUGUCUGAGAUCCGCUCACUCCGCAUGCCCCCUGAUGUCAUCAGAGACAUCCUGGAGGGGGUGCUGAGACUGAUGGGCAUCUUUGACACUUCCUGGGUCAGCAUGAAAAGCUUCCUGGCCAAACGUGGAGUAAGAGAAGAUAUAGCUACAUUUGAGGCCAGGAAUGUCACCCCAGAAAUUCGCCAGAGUGUGGAAGAGCUACUCAACAGAAACAAGGCUUCCUUUGACCCCAAGAAUGCAAAGCGUGCAAGUGCAGCAGCUGCUCCUCUGGCUGCGUGGGUCAAAGCUAAUGUCCAGUACUCCCAUGUCCUAGAGAGAAUAGAGCCACUGGCAAGGGAACAGGCUGGAUUGCUGGAAAACCUGAGGAAAACGGAGAACAGAAAAAAUAAGCUAGAAGACCAGCUCAACUCUGUUGGAGCCAAAGUCAACGAACUGAAAGAGAAGUUUCAGUGUCAUACUGCUGAGGCAGCUAAGCUGGAGGCUGAAGUGACAAAAGCUCAGGACACGAUCACAGCUGCCCAGCAGCUCAUAUCACAACUGGAUGGGGAACACACACGGUGGAACGCACAGAUGUCAGAGAUAAAGAACGAGUUGGAUACACUUCCUAGCAGGGCCAUGCUCGCUGCAGCCUUCAUCACCUAUCUGUCUGCAGCUCCUGAAGUCCGUAGAAGACACUGUCUGGAGACAUGGAUGGCUCAAUCUGGACUUGAAAAGUUUGACUUGCGGUCGUUCCUGUGCUCCGAGAGUGAGCAGUUAAUCUGGAAGAGCCAAGGGCUGCCGUCCGAUGACCUUUCCAUGGAGAAUGCAUUAGUCAUCCUACAGAGUGUUGCCUGUCCAUUCCUGAUUGAUCCAUCAUCCCGAGCUACAGAGUGGCUUUGCACCCAUCUGAAAGAGCACAGACUAGAGGUUAUCAACCAACAGGAUAGUAACUUCAUGACAUCCCUGGAAUUGGCAGUCCGAUUUGGAAAAACCCUUAUCAUCCAAGAGAUGGAUGGAGUUGAACCUGUACUCUAUCCACUGCUGAGGAGGGACUUGAUUGCACAGGGUCCCAGAUAUGUGGUUCAGAUAGGAGACAAAGUUAUUGAUUACAACGAGGACUUCCGUCUCUUCCUGGCAACACGGAAUCCCACCCCCUUCAUCCCUCCUGAUGCUAUUUCUGUGGUUACUGAGGUCAACUUCACAACCACCAGAGCAGGCUUGAGAGGACAGCUCCUGGCCUUGACCAUCCAGCAGGAGAAGCCAGAAUUGGAGACUGAGAAAACAAGACUACUGCAACAAGAAGAAGACAAAAAGAUACAGCUGGCAAAUUUAGAGGAAUCACUGUUAGAGACCUUGGCUACAGCACAGGGGAAUAUUCUGGAAAACAGGGAGCUGAUAGACAGUCUGAACCAGACCAAGGCAAGCAGUGCUUUGAUCCAGGAGUCACUGCUGGAAUCACACAGGCUGCAGGCGUCUCUGGACCAGGAGCGGGAUGCCUACCUACCUCUUGCAGAGAGUGCCAGCAAGAUGUAUUUUGUCAUCACGGACCUGUCCAAGAUCAACAACAUGUACCGAUUCAGUCUUGCUUCUUUUUUGCGCCUGUUUCAAAGAGCUCUUCAGGCCAAGAAGGAAGCAGAGACUACUGAAUCCCGGAUUGCUGCUUUGGAAGCCAGCUUAAAGAAUAUGGUGUACGAGUAUGUGUGUCGCUCACUAUUUAAGGUCGACCAGUUGAUGUUUGCUAUGCACUUUGUGAAAGGCAUGCACCCUGAACUCUUCCAGGAAAAUGAAUGGGACGUCUUCAUUGGAUCUAUUGUAGGAGAAAUGUUUAAAAAAGAGGAGUUCCCUUCUUGGAUUGAUCAGGAGAGGCAUGCAGCUGUGGCCAUUUUAAAAGCUACUUUCCCAGCCCUCUACCAGUCCCUGUGUUUGAAUGACUUAGACCUUUGGCUGUCCUUCUCUCAGAGUUCACACUGUGAACAGGAAAUCCCAUCCUCCAUUGUCAAGAAGAUUACUCCAUUCCAACAGUUGUUGUUGGUCCAGGCAGUCAGACCAGACCGACUUCAGAGUGCUAUGGCAGCCUUUGCCUCCCAUGCGCUGGGUAUGAAAGAGCUCUCUCCCCCUCCUCUGAACCUGCGUCGUCUCUACACUGAGACACUGGAAUGGGAGCCAGUGUUGAUCAUCAUCUCUCCAGGGGCAGAUCCCUCCCAGGAGCUCGCAGAACUAGCUGCAGAAACUGUGGGCAGGGAUAACUAUCAUGAGAUCUCCAUGGGUCAGGGGCAGGCUGAUGUGGCCUUAGCUACACUCAGAGAAUGUUCCCGAAAUGGAGACUGGCUUUGCCUGAAAAACCUUCACCUUGUCACGGCAUGGCUACCGCUCCUAGAAAAAGAACUGAAUGCACUACAUCCCAAAGCAGGCUUCCGUCUCUGGCUGACUGCAGAAGUUCACCCCAGAUUUCCUCCCAUACUGCUGCAGUCUAGCCUCAAGAUCACCUACGAGGCACCACCAGGGUUAAAGAAGAACCUGCUGAGAACAUAUGAGUCCUGGACACCAGAGCAAAUCAGUAAAGGAGGCACUCUGGCCAGAGCUCAGUCUCUCUUCUGCCUAGCCUGGUUCCAUGCUGUGUGCCAGGAGAGACGCAACUACAUACCACAGGGCUGGACCAAGUUCUAUGAGUUUUCUUUGUCAGACCUCCGUGCAGGCUUUGAGAUCAUCGACAGACUUUUUGAAGGUGGUAAAGCUUUUCAGUGGGAGUUCGUCCAUGGCCUGUUCGAAUGCGCCAUCUAUGGUGGACGUAUCGACAACCCCUCUGACCUCCGUAUCUUACGGUCUUAUCUGGAGCAAUUCUUCUCUGCCCGACUCCUGUCCUCCUCCCUUUCAGCUGGACAGCGAAAGAGCAGAGGAGGGGGACGUUUUUUUCCACCUCAAAUCAGCCUUCCCAGCACAUGCUCUAUCCUGGACUACCGCAGUGUAAUUGAGAAUCUCCCAGAGGACGACAGACCAGCAUUCUUUGGUCUGCCUGCCAACAUUGAGAGAUCCUCCCAGAGGAUCGUCAGUUCCCAGGUUAUUUCCCAGCUGCGUGUGCUGAGUCGCUCAGUAGCCACAGGGUCAAAGUUCGACAGAGAGCUAUGGUCGAAUGGGCUCUCACCCAUCCUAAAUCUGUGGAAGAAGCUCAACCAGGGCUCUGCUCUGAUCCACCAGAAGGUUUCCCCACCAGCAGAAGGUCAGGGGUCACCGGUCCUUUCAUUCGUUGCUCUGGAGCAGUUCAAUGCAAUCCGAAUGGUUCAGAGUAUUCAUCAGUCUCUGGCUGCAUUGAGCAAAGUCAUCAGAGGGACCCAGCUGCUGACUCCUGAAGUCCAAAAACUGGCCACUGCAUUACUCAAUCAAGAGUGUCCUUUAACAUGGCAGAGUAAAUGGGAGGGACCAGAGGAACCAAUGCAAUACCUCAGAGCCGUCGUAGCACGUGCUAUCGCCAUACAGAACUGGGUGGAACGUGCAGGCAGACAAGCUCUUCUGUUGGACACACUAGAUCUGUCUGAGCUCUUCCACCCCGAUACCUUCCUCAACGCUUUGAGACAGGAAACUGCCAGGUCUAUGGGUUGUUCUAUGGAUAGUUUGGUGUUUGUCUCAUCAUGGAGGAGUCACAUUGCACAGGCCAAGCUACAAGUCAAGGUCGGAGGUCUUCAGUUGGAGGGCUGUAGUUUUGAUGGAGUUCAUCUUUGUGAGAACCAACAUGACUCUCCCAGUGUGUCAGCUGUUCCUGCCUGCUACAUGGCCUGGGUUCCACAGAACUCCGCUGCAGACUCCGGUGCUUCAGAAGAUACCAUCUGGCUCCCUCUGUACACCAGCUCCGAAAGGUUGAAAGUGGUCACACACAUCUGUCUGCCCUGUGGAGCGAACCCUGACCAGUGGAUUCAGACCGGAGCAGCACUCUUUCUCAAACAACAGUGAUGGACAGGACACGUCUCUAUGAGGGCAAGCACUCAAAGAUUGACAACAAAGCCUCACAUGACUACAGGUACGACGUGUUUCCACUGUGAGGUGAUGAUAGUGCCGUCACAUCAGGCUGACUUAAGAAAUAUAAAAGAAAGUCCUCAACACGUCAGAAUGUAAAGUAUUGAUGCCAUUCCUGACUAAAUACUUUUCUUAGUUUAGAGACCAAAGACUUCUACAUGAAGUUAAAAUCUAACAGACUCAUAAAAUGAAUGAUCACAGAUUUUGGGUCUGACAGUCAUGUGAAAAGAGUUUCUUCUCUGUUCACUGACCAGACAAGUGUAGGCCUCACCCACAUUAACAAUGAAACAUUUAAAGGAGUGAUAUUUUGCUUUUUUAAAAUGGAAUUAUGCAUUUUAAAACAUUUCCCUGUGGUCUAUAUAAACUGUAAAUGCUAUG